AUGAAAUACUUUAUAUAUAUUUUGUAGAUGAUCAUUUAUACAGCAGUAGCAUCAAAGAAAUCAAAAAAGAACCAGUAUUGGUACUUGAAUGAGAAAAUCAUAUAUAUUGUGCUUACAGUUUUGGGUAAAUAUGAAUAGUAUAUACAAAGUGAGUUUCAUUUCUUUCUGUAUUUUGUUAUUUAUCAUAUUGGCAUGUUUGCAUUAAGGGGGAUAUCGAUUUAUUAGAUAGAAUAACAUAAAUUAGAAUGAAAAUUAAUAAUAAUAAGAAAUAAUUGUAAUGGUUCCAACACAUGAGAAAUAAUAGUACAAAUAGUUCCUAACAUAUGCGAGCAAAACAAUAGAUAUAAGUAGAUCAACAGAAAAUUCAUGAUAAUUUACCUGAAUAAAUUGAUUUUAAUUCAGCUAUUCUUUUUUAAAACAAUC
This is a messenger RNA of Paramecium sonneborni, 423 nucleotides long. The record is from the annotation of a GenBank genome assembly. Lineage: Eukaryota; Ciliophora; Oligohymenophorea; Peniculida; Parameciidae.